AUGGCUGGCACCAGGGAGCUGGAGCAGUGGCUCAAUAAAGCCACUGACCCAAGUAUCCCUGAGGAAAACUGGGAAUGCAUCCAGAAGUUCUGUGAGCAGGUGAAGCUGGAGGCAGAAGGCCCAUCACUUGCAUCACGGCUGCUGGCACAUAAAAUACAGUCACCUCAGGAGAUGGAAGCUCUCCAUGCUCUCACAGUGCUGGAGACCUGUGUGAACAACUGUGGUGAAAGAUUUCAUAAUGAAAUAGCAAAAUUCAGGUUUCUGAAUGAGCUGAUUAAAGUGCUUUCCCCAAAGUACUAUGGAACCUGGUCUUCAGAAAAAGUCAAGUCAAGAGUUACAGAAGUAAUAUUCAGUUGGACAGUCUGGUUUCCUCAGGAAGUUAAAAUCCGGGAUGCUUAUCAGAUGCUGAAGAAACAAGGGAUUGUAAAAGAAGACCCAAAAGUGCCAGAAGACAAAAUUUUACCUCCCCCUUCUCCAAGACCUCAGAAUUCAAUUUUUGACACAGUUGAAGAGAAAUCAAAGCUCUUGGCAAAGCUUCUGAAGAGCAGCCACCCUGCAGACCUGCAGGCUGCCAACCGUCUGAUCAAGAGCAUCAUCAGAGAGGAACAGGAAAAGUCAGCCAAGGUGUCCAGAAGAGUGGAUGCCAUCAGUGAGGUUUCGGAGAAUGCUAAACGGAUGGAUGAAUUGCUGGAAAACUACAAGAGACAAGAAUUAUCCAAAUCUGACCAGGAGACCCUAGAGACCCUGUUUCAGCGCUGUGAGAAGCUCCGGCCGCUGCUGUUCCGCCUGGCCAGCGAGACAGUCGAGGAUGACGAGGCUCUAGCUGAGAUCCUGCAGGCCAAUGACAAGCUCACACAGGUGCUCAGACAGUACAGGCAGGUUGUAGCCAGCCCUGAAGGUGGUGGUGGAGGAGGUUCAGCCACCAGCUCUGCUGAUGCACCAGCCUGCCAGCCAGCCCCACAGCAUGUGAGGAGCUACACACUGAUUGACUUCUCAGAACUGGAGGUGACAUCCCAGUCUCCUACAGAUCAGUCUGCAAACACAACCACCACCUCCCAGCGGGGCAGCACCACCUCCACCUGUCUGCUCGAUGAGGAGCUGAAGGCUUUAGGUCUCAGCAACUCUCCUGUUGUACAGAAGCCACCACCUGAUUUUGGCUUAGCAGAGGCUGCUGCACACAAUGGACACAGUGAAACCGUAAGUGCUGUUCAGACAUGGGGACUGGAGGAGAGCUGUGCAGAGGAGAGUGAAUUCCAGGGCCUGGCUGAUCAGCUCUCUCCACCAUCCAGGACACACACAUUAUCCUUGGAUUUAUCACCAAGGAAAUUGCCCUUUCCAGACCUUUCAAAUAGCUCACUGGCAGACACUUCAUUCUCCAGCCUAGGCUAUGCUGCCUCUUUGCAUCCAGCUUCCCAUGAUGCUUCUCUAGAAGACCUUUUUGUCCCUUUAAUUUCAAUUACACCAAGCAGUGUCUGCCCACUCACGGUGUAUGACAGGAAUGGUUUCAAGGCUAUGCUCCACUUCUCCAGAGACCUGGCUCCUGGCCGACCAGAUGUGCUGGUGAUGGUUCUUUCCAUGCUGAGCACAUCAGCUCAACCAAUUAAGGACAUAGUGUUCCAAGCUGCAGUCCCAAAGACCAUGAAAAUAAAGUUACAGCCAGCAUCUGGCUCUGAGCUGCCUGCCUUCAACCCCCUUCUGCCCCCAGCAGUGGUAUCCCAGGUCCUGCUGCUUGCCAAUCCACACAAGGAUCCCAUCCGGCUGAGGUACCAGCUGGCCUUCAGGCAAGGUGUGCAGCCCUUCAGGGAGGCUGGGGAGCUGACUGGCUUCCCAGAAGCAGAGCUCUGGGGCAGGAGCUGA
Molecule: messenger RNA, 1857 nt
Organism: Chaetura pelagica (chimney swift)
Lineage: Eukaryota; Metazoa; Chordata; Aves; Apodiformes; Apodidae
Gene: GGA2
Product: golgi-associated, gamma adaptin ear containing, ARF binding protein 2
Exons: 17
Coding region: 1-1857 (618 amino acids)
Biological process (GO): intracellular protein transport; vesicle-mediated transport
Cellular component (GO): trans-Golgi network
Molecular function (GO): ubiquitin binding; small GTPase binding; phosphatidylinositol binding
Source: RefSeq, a predicted model, not a curated record